Molecule: messenger RNA, 1445 nt
Organism: Bufo gargarizans (Asiatic toad)
Lineage: Eukaryota; Metazoa; Chordata; Amphibia; Anura; Bufonidae
Exons: 3
Coding region: 126-1445 (439 amino acids)
Source: RefSeq, a predicted model, not a curated record
CGUGUUCAAAGUGUCACUUCCCAGACGUAUUACAGACGGAGGCCUGUGACAAAACUACACAAGGAUCCUUCCAUAGACUGUGAAACAAGACGUGAAGAGGACAUCGAGGACAUUGUACCAGAGGAAUGAAAUUCUUCAUGGAAUAUGCAUUCUACAACGGAAAAAGAGGUCUUCAGAAAAACAGUUUCAUGAUGAGAAUGUCAUUGUUGAUGAUGAUGUUCACAACUACAUUCGCAGAAUUAUUUUAUGAUAAAAAGAGUGACCAUGAUACAGAGACUUCAAUCCUUGCACGAAGGAGAAGAGGAUUUCAUCUUGAGGAUUUUCUGGAAGAACAAAUUCAAGAUAAUUCCAGAGACAUUUCCGGAAGUCUUUGCAUGGGUUAUGGCGUUAACUGUUGUAUUGAAUUACACUUCAGACAUGAUACACACAUUCAAUUACAUGCAACAGCAGGACCCAAAACAAAGUUCACUCAAUUACAAGGAACAUUCACACAUAACAAUAGAACAGGUACAUGGGAGUGUACAUCGAUAGAUGGAUUGUACUGGAGUAUUGUGAUAAAAGGAAAUGAGUCAGCUACAUGGUCUGGAGACCUCACAAAUGAUAAGAUAUCAUUUGGAAGAGUGGGAAAAUCUCGAGAGGAAAUUUGGUUUCAAACACAGAAUUAUGUAAAAAUAAUGGAUUCAUCAAUAUUUCCCAUAAAAGUUGAUGAAGAUUGGGUGGAAAAAUGGAGAUUCCAAAUAAUUAGGGAACCUGUUGAAGUUAAUAUAACCAUCAAUUUCAGAGGUACAAAUGUUAUUAAUCCUGAAGUUCAAAUCGCUCCAACAUUGGUGAAUAUUCAGGAAGGAACAGAUCCAUUAUAUUUAAAAUGCAACACAAGAUUGGAGAUUCCAUCUGAAUCAGUGGUAACUUGGACAAAAGGAGAGGUAUUUUUAGGUAGUUUCUCUAAUGGUCCAACUAAUGUGAUUCAUAAGGGUCAAUCUGGGAAUGUGAAAUGGUUUGAUAAAAAGUUUAUAUUUUAUCAAGACCAUCCAUCUUCCAAAGAUUCAGGAAUUUAUCAGUGUUGCAUAUUAACUAUAAAUAAUCAUAAACAAUGUGAAACUGUAAAUGUCACUGUGUGGUCACCUACAGAAAAUAUUUGUACCAAGGUUAAAUUUGAACCAUCUAGUCCUUUCCAGAUUAAUCACUUCCAGUCGAAGUCUCUUUUGAGAAAUGGUAAAUAUGUCACCAUAAUGUGGACAUUUAAUAUAUCAGACUGGAAAAUAUCAUCAAAGUAUCCUCAAUGUGAAAAGCAUCUUGCUCACAUGGAGGAAGGUUUAGAACGAUGGUUUAAGAAGAGUAUUUCCAAGCAAACUAGAACUAAAAGAGAUGAAGUAAAAGGAGAGGUUCUACAGAGAGCUUCCAUUCUUCAGCUACCAGCAAGUGGCGGAGCAGAACAGAAAGAUUAA